UGAUGGUACCUGCAGACAGACUUAACCAACAGCUAAGAAAAAACUACCCCAAGUAGUUUUACUUGUUUCUGGGAUCCAGACUUGAACCAUCUUGAGUUGUUCAGUAUGGUGUGAUGAGAACACGCUCCCCCAUUGCUUGGUGUAUGCCCCUCAGCAAGUCCUUACUGUGCACCAAAAGAAGGACCAGUUCUGGCCCUUCUUGCAUAAGGGACAACCGUGUCUCUGGUCCCCCGGGUUGUCCCUGUCCCCAUACCCUCACAGCCCUCAGCAGUCACAAGAGCUGCACCUACUUCGCCGACAGGAGUUGAGCUUCCAGACUGUAUGUUGUUGCUGGCGUGCAAGAAAAAGUGAUGUUUUUUGCCCAUUGUGUUUUUGCCCAAAGUGUUUUGCCCAUUGUAGCCCAGAUAGCGGAACAGAGAAUGCAGAACUCCACUCAUGACCUACAUUUCUAUGGGUUUAUGUUCACCAGAACAACAUUUUAGUGGGAACACUGAGGAUAAAUGCUUUGAAACCUAAGCUUAUAAUGAACAUUUGUUGUUUGUUUAUUGACAAUGAUGAGGAAAAGGUAGAUUUGCAUCAGUCAGGAACUUAUAGACACUAAACAGAGCUUUUGUCUGUUCACUUAAGUUACACGUAUUCUUAGGAAUGGAGGAGUAAACUGGAAUAACCUGGAAUUACUCAUCUGAUUCCCAUCCACUAGGUAUUGUUGUAUCUUGGCUUUCCCUUUAGGGGAGAAGUUGCUGCCCGACCUGCAUGCUGUUUACACCUUACAUUGCUUUGUUGUUGUUAAUGCUUAAUACAAACUUUAUGCUUCACCUUAGUGUUUUGACUUUUUUUUUGUGGCAAGAGUAUUUCCUACUGAGCCCCUUUAUCUUCCUCCAACUGAUGAGGAUAACUUCAACUUUGAAGCACCUGAAAAGGAAGACCUGCUGAUUUGCCAGUAGAUUUGGAGCAGUGGUCAGGAAGAGAGAGCAUGAGGUGUUGGGGAAAGGAAUAGAAAGGGAAUUAGAGUUACGGUCAGAGAUAACAACAGGAGAAGCAGCAGCGUGCCCAUACUCCUAGCUGUGAGAAGGUCAUGAAGGGAUGGAGGUGGGCUGUUGACACUAUUUGAAGACCUGUGGAAGAAAAGACACGUAAUGUGAAGGACAAGUGUUUCUUCAAGAGGAGGAGCUGAGGGCAGCAGCAGGAUUGACCAGCCCAUGCAACUGAGGUGGUGUUUCUCUGGGGGUGGCAGGAGCACACAAACAUCUGUAUGCAGGAGAAAGAGAUGAAAUGAAAAUGUUUUUAACAGUGAGAGGAAAGAGAGCAAAGAGAGAGAGAGACCCUCAUUGCUUUUGCCACUCAUUCAAGGUGAAAAGGAGGAGCAAGGGCAGCAUUCGGCAGGGCAGAGCCUGUAGCUUGAGAAUGAUCCCAGGUGAAGGGGCUGGAGAACAAGUCUUACGAGGAGCGGCUGAGAGAGAUGGGGUUGUUUAGCCUGGAGAAGAGGAGGCUGAGGGGAGACCUUAUUACUCUCUACAACUACCUAAAAGGAGGUUGUGGAGAGGAGGGAGCUGGCCUCUUCUCCCAAGUGACAGGGGACAGGACAAGAGGGAAUGGCCUGAAGCUCCACCAGGGGAGGUUCAGGCUGGAUAUCAGAAAAAAAUUCUUCACAGAAAGAGUCAUCGGGCACUGGAACAGGCUGCCCAGGGAGGUGGUCGAGUCGCCUUCCCUGGAGGUGUUUAAGGAACGGGUGGAUGAAGUGCUUAUGGACAUGGUUUAGGGAGUGUUAGGAAUGGUUGGACUCGAUGAUCCAGUGGGUCCUUUCCAACCUGGUGAUUCUGUGAUUCUGUGAUUCUGGGCUGAUGAAGAAACCUUUGAUACCAACAACAUCCAGAGCUGAACAGGACUGACUGCAGUGAUAACAUGUUUCAACUUUCCUAGAAAGGGAGGCUGGAUUUUUAAGGUAAGGAGUCUUGCUUGUUUGUAGCUGUAUUUGAUAGUCAAGCUUGUGCUCCAAGCUUCCCUGAGAUAAUGCAGUUAAAAGGAGGAACAGCAUGGGCUUCUCAGUUGAGUUGAAAGCCCAAAUGAGUCCACGUACAUUGCCCUGGCACAGAUAAUGCUACUGACAGUAGUGGCAGUUAAUAUUGGGAUACAGACAAAGGGCCCAUCAAAACAGACCACCGUGUCGUUUUGAGUAUCCUGUAGAAGUCCUCAGGUACGGAUGCAUACCCUUUUCUGAGGGAUUAAAAGAAAACUGUUGUUUCAUCUCCAGGAAACAUCUAGUGCAAAUAAAAUAGCUUCUCUGUAAUAGUCCUAGAAAGGAGAUCAGCAGAGAGAAGAUCAGACUGGAACGAGGCAACAUCAGCUAAAGAAAUGGUGCUGGAAUUAACAAUAAGGAAAAUGAGAACAGAUUAAUUCAGUCAGCGUGAAAGUUACUGGGCCAGCUGGGCUGGUUGCUGCUCAGUCAGCUGCAGAGAAAAACACCCAGGGGAAAGCCCGUCUGCCCAGUAAGAGGGCAGCCUGCUGGCAGAGCUCAGCUCUGCUGCUGCCACGGCCUUCAUCUGGAAGAUGGCAGCUAACCUUAUGCAUCCUUAAUGGGUCUGGCUGAGCCGAGCACCUACAGAGCCCUUGCUGCAAAGGAAAGGGGCUUCCCUAAAGUGGUCUGCAUGAGGAAACAGCCUCCUUCUGCACAGAAAAUGGACCAGAAGGUCUCACAUGGUAACAACCUGGAGAACAAGGCUGAAAUUCUAAUAAUCAGUAAAGCCUACAGUCAGGGUGUGGUCCAUGCAUCUCAAAGGGUGAUGGACUAUCUUGGCCGUGUGGAUCCUCAAAGCAAAUUCCAGCCAGCCACAAACAUGUUGAGCAAGAUCUUUUUGGUCAAAUUCAUCAGCUUCUGCACGGAAAAGGGAGCGGAAGAAUGUAUCACAAGCAGCAAAAUGAGCAAGCAGCAGUCCUUCUUGGACUGGAUCUGGACUCUGUCUGGAGCUGACAAGUAAGUCAAACUUCAGACUGCUGUACAGGCUCUGCUGCUGGCUGAGCUGGUCCGUAGUGAAGACCCCACUGAGGUGUUGGACAACUGCUGCCGGGAAGCCGUGCUGGCAGACAAGUGCUUCCAAAACAUGAGCAGGUGUGAGAAGUUCUGCCUGGUGGGAUGGGACUGCCUGGGCUUAUUCAUCAUGUUCAGUGUGCCAGGGAAGCCCAAGGACAUCUGAGGAGUCAUGAUAGAUUGCAUUGCCAAGGAGAAGCAAAAAUGCCGCCUGUCGGGCAGGAACGUGCUACUGAGAUUUGUCACGAGUACUGACAGCCUCCUGCCCACAAGAGACGGGUUGGAGUGCCUCUGUGUGAAAAACAGACUGAAAGAGGUGGGUAAUAUGUACAUAAACUUUCUGUAAACCUCUGGUUAACAGCACAGGCUCUGCACACUGGCACAGGAGGCUACAUGGGGCUCAGCUCUGCCUCUCUGGCUUUUGUUUUUGCAUGCCAUUCUCUCCACUCCCUUAUUUCCCACCCUCUGCUCCACCCAUUGCAUUCCCUUAGCUGCUGCAGAGGCCAAGCUGAGUCAGUCUCUCCGGGUUUUAAAACAACAGCACAUACCUGCCAGAAAAAUGUGUUUAUAGAAGGCACGUCAUUUUCCAGAACAUUUUGUUUGCCAGACAUUAAGUCUUGGCUGGAGCUGAUUAAAGCUUUAUCGCCCUGAGCCUUUGGGAGGUCGUGGUAGACUUGACUCUCAGCCUCUGUUUAAUGUGUGGCAGACUUUUGCUCUGUAGUUGGAGGUUGAAUCUGUAAGAAAAUGUCCUGGUGCUGGUCAGAAGAUUUGCACUGAGUGUGAAGGACAGCACAAGGGCUUACAAACGCUGUUUAGGAGGUGUGGACUGGUUCACAACCAAGAGGAAAAGCCUUUCACUGAGAGAUACGCUAUACAACAAACUAUCAUCUGCCUUUUAGAAGCAGAUCAGUGCCAGGCUACAGAGAACGUCAGAGCUGUGACCAAAGGGUUGAUCCCAGCUAUAAAGCCCAUUCCUGCUGUGUGGCUGCAUUAGGUCAGGGCAAAAGGUACUGGCAGGUGGUAAAGAAAAUGGGAAAAAUCAACCAAUGGGCUCUGGAGACAGUGGUGGGAGCUUUUGCUUUUCAGGGCAGCAGAAACAGUGCCAGAGAGCAAAAGUCUGGAGGAGGCAAAAUUAUUUGACUUCAAAUUUGUUUGCAGUAGCUUAGCAGCUGAUUGCAUUUCUAGACUGAUUUAUUUCAUUUCCCUCAGCUUUUAGUGGACAAAGUGAGACUUUGGGAUUGCACAAUUGUAAUUACUUCCUUUCAGCCAGUGUUAAACAAUAAAGGAAGAGCUGAUCAGUUUUCAGACUGGUCAACUCCCUUUGUUUAUAGCUAGCUAUAUCUAUCUGAAUGGUUUUGUCAGUGCAAAACACCUCUCCCCAUGGUUUUCUUAUAAUAGUAUUCAUUUUAUUUAACAGAAUAAUUUCAAAAGCUCAUUCAUAUUUUACUAUUUCCUGUUUGAGUUACAAGAUGGGGCAGCUGCGACAGCAGAGAAAGGCUGUUACUUACACAGCCUCCAAAAAAAUCCAAAAAGAAGCUGCAGCAUCAGUGCCAGAAGGUUUUGUGGCUUUCCAUGGCGCAGACGUGGAGGUUGAAAGGUACACUUAACUUAAAAACCAACACAGUAAAUGGUGACAUAUUCUACUGAGUCACAACUGUAGGUGGUUAUGGGGAAGCCCUCUAGUUUUGAAAUAGUUCAUUGAGAUACAGUUGUUUUUAAAGAGCUGGUGUCAUUGUAUUUUUUUGUGUGUGGCUGGGUUUGAUGGGGCAGUGGGGAGGGUUCUGGUGUUUUACACAGAGAACACGGACAGCUACAGGGAUCCGUGCAGAGAGCGAGGGCUCUGUGCCCGUUCGGAAGGUUGGGUUGGUAGGUUGGGUUGGGUUGGUUUUGGCCUGUUUAAAGUAACAGCAUAACAAAUACUGGCGCUGGAUUGAUCAGUUUAUAAAAGGACAGCAGAAAAAGCUUUACUUUUCCUUUAAUAUAGCACCUUACUUAAAACCAGUAUGUGCCUCUGAAGUGAUUCAGUUCCAUAGGAAUGCUGUCUCUGAAAACUGGUUGGGCUUUUUCCUUUGGAUGUUCUGCAUGCUUUUUCAGAGCUGGAAGGAGAAAAAUCAAAAUGUCUUGACUAUAUAGAGUUUUGUCUACGGAAGUUACAGAUUGUGGCAGCUGCACAGUUGGUUCAUACUCUCCAAACUGGCUCUGGUACCUCAGAAAUGACAUGCAGGCUUGGUGUUUAGUCUGGGAGCCAGGGUACAUGGCCCAGGCUGUGCCACACUCUUUGCCUGGGUGCCCUGAGGGUUUCCACUCAGGAGCCUGGGCCCUCAGCAAUUGUGGGAACCAGCCAAGAGUCUGUACUACAGGUAAAUACAGUCAAGACAUACAACAAAGUAUUUAAUGAUGUGAAUUUGACUGUGUUCAUUUAUUCAGCCAAGCUGAGCUGGAACCUCAGCUCAGGUGACUCUCAGCCACACCAGAGGCUGCUGUAACUGCCCAUACAGAGUUACAAUGUUGAUUUCUGGUAGUUUAAUCCCAUGAUAAUUUGUGUAUUAAGAUAAUAAGCAAAGUGAAGGGGUUGGGCUGUUUGAUAGUGUGGGUUGUUUUUUUCCCCCUAUGGACAUAACUUGCUAAUGUAUAUUUUAGUGUAAUAUAUAGUUUGUAUAGGUUGUACUGUAGUUGAGCUGGAGAACUCAUGGAAGCAUAGCUCAGGGACAAAAGGCUUUCAGAAGAGGAAACUUGCAGCAUUGGUGCUGUUGGCUGGUUGGCGUAGCCAGGUAGGUGUUCGUGUCAAGAAAAAAAAACAGCAGAACACCUCACUCCACCCUUUUUAAAGAAACUUUAUCUUAUCAGAGGAUAUGGAUACCCACCCUACCUGGGCCCAUCAGGAAUUUGACUCAAGCAGAAGUGACCUCAGCCCUUGGUGCCAGUGCUUUAUUACUCCAGGAGGGCAUCUGGCAUAGCCUCCUCGCUUCUGCUCCCCUGUUGCAGAAGCAGCAGCGUGCUCUGUGUACCCUAAGCUGUACGCUACAAGGACACUGCCUAGCAGAGGCCUUCGUCUGCAGCUGUCCUAUCCCUCAGCCACACAGAGAUCCCUCUCCCAUCCUGCCUUUCCGAGUGAUUUAUCACUGCACCCCUUUCUCUUCUAUCUCUCACAGCCAGAGACGAUAAAACCUUCCUCUCCCAGCUGUACAGGCAUUUCCCUUCCACUGCAAGGACUCUUGUUUCUAUGGUUAGCACAGCACAGGACACUGCUUGAUAAGCAUCCACCACAAAUAAACAGUUUAAUAGAGAUCAUGUGGUUAGAAGCUAUGCACCUAACAGGAAUUUGCUCCAACCAGCUGCAUCUGUGCACUCCUAACACCCACUGCUGGGAGCCAGGCUCAGGCCAGACAGAGAGCAGCCUGUGUCUUAUGAUCGAUACACUGGGAGGACUGCACACAGAUCUGCUUAGAAACAGGGUCCUGUUCUGUUAAUUCAAACAAUGAGGUGGCAGGCAGAGCACAACCCUCUAAGCAAAAGCUACUGCUGCCCCUGCCUUACACUGUACUCAAGCAAGGAAAGCUGCAGAACUCUGCUGCCCAGUUUGCUGUUCCCUCACUCACACCUGACCUGUAUGUGUAAGAACUUACAAACAGAAGGGAAAGCCUGGCUGCUGCACUGGUUUUGCCCAAGCAACACCCAUUUCCUUCCUGUUCACUUAGGCAGGACCAAGAGGAGAAAAACUCAAGAACAAUAUGAGCCUCCUUUCUGUAAAGCAAAUUAUUUUUACCAGAAACUUGGGGAAGAUGCUAUUAAAUCCCUGAGGCAAUGUCUACAUCCUUACCUGGCGUGCAGUGCCUUGCAAGAGAAACAGUAAAACAGAGCGUCCUCCCCCGAGUCAGACAGGCAGCUGGGAAGCCAGGAGGGUGAGAACUUGCUUAGAGCAAGCAGUCACUUCAGCAUGUGCAUCCCAGCAUGUAGAAUCGAGAGCUGCUCACAGCUUGGGCUGCUGUGCCACCACAAGAAGUGCAGGCUCAAGCCCCAGCUACAGGAGCGAGAUUAAGGAACAACUCAAUUCUAACCUCCUUCCUCUCAGAUCCUCUGUUGCAGCCGGAGCACUAUGCACAGAAAGACCCCAGCCAUACGCCAGCAGGCCUUUACUGUUUCUGGGAGGAUAGUUGACCUUGCAGAGCAGGAAGCGAAGGAGACCCCUGCCCCUGGGACAGCCAAAGCAGCAGCCCUUUCGAUCCCAUUUAUCUCAGGAAACUUUCCACAAAAUACCAUUCAUGCAGGAGGUUCAUUGUUUCCCCAGCUGCUUUGUACUCAGCACAUCCUGUCAGAAAACUGGAGCAAUACUCAUAGUUUCUGUAUGACAGAUGAAUUGGCUCAAAGGAGAGAAAAAAAGAGUAAUAAUACAUAAAACCAUUAUUUUAUCACUGACUUGUUUAAAUGCUACAGUACAGGACCAUCAAGCAAAAGCGACGGUGAUGCAGUUUUGUUUCAAUAGAUUAUACAAAAUCCCU
Cuculus canorus (common cuckoo) is the source of this 7524-nucleotide messenger RNA. It is a transcript of the gene REP15, whose product is annotated as RAB15 effector protein. The record is from RefSeq and is a predicted model, not a curated record. NCBI's taxonomy places the organism in Eukaryota, Metazoa, Chordata, Aves, Cuculiformes, Cuculidae. Gene Ontology annotation, biological process: receptor recycling.